GAGAACUGGACCGAUACCCGCGAGACGCUGCUGGAGGGGAUGCUCUUCAGCCUCAAGUACAUGGGCAUGACGCUGGUGGAGCAGCCCAAAGGAGAGGAGCUCUCUGCGGCCGCCGUCAAAAGGAUCGUCGCCACCGCAAAAGCAAGUGGGAAGAAGCUGCAGAAAGUGACUCUGAAAGUCUCGCCCAGAGGGAUCGUGUUAAACGACAGCGGAACGAACGAGCUGAUCGAGAACAUCUCCAUAUACAGGAUAUCCUACUGCACGGCAGACAAGAUCCACGAUAAAGUGUUUGCCUACAUUGCCCAGAACCAGCUCAAUGAGAACCUGGAGUGCCAUGCCUUCCUCUGUACCAAACGGAAAAUGGCGCAAGCGGUCACCCUCACCGUAGCCCAGGCCUUCAAAAUCGCCUUUGAGCUCUGGCAAGCGGCUAAGGAAGAGAAGGAGAAGCGGGAAAGGUCCAUCCUGGAAGGGGAAGGGACGAGCAGCCCCAGCUCAGAAGCGCCUGCACACCCCGACACGGCAGCAGCCACGGGGAACUUGCUGGAUUUAGAAGAUCCUGCCAAAUCACCCCUGACCAGCGGCGCGGACUCUCCACACUUGGAUAACAGCAUGUUUGGACCCAGCUCGUCUGUAAAUAACAACGUGGUGUGGGAAAUGGAUGAUGGUCUCGACGAGGCAUUUUCAAGACUGGCUCAGUCGAGAACAAACCCUCACGUCCUCGACACGGGACUGACGGCUCAAGACAUCCAGAGUGCAGAAACGCUCUCACCUGUAGACUGGAACAAAAUAGAUUCCAACGCAGGCGAGAAAGAUGAUCUGUUCAUGUUUUGAGGUCAAAUGCAUCCAAGAGCUGACAAGAGAAUAACCACUAAAAGUCUGUGGACUGAAUCACGCUGUUCCGGGUGCUGUACGCAAGGGACUCCUCUGAGGGCUCUUCACCAAGUCAGGUGAUGUUACAGCACAGUUUAGACCAAAGCUUUAGAAAUCUAAUGCAGAUUUUUGUACCUUGCUUUUAUCUAAACCACAAGAUGCUCUUGAACGUAUUUAUUCAUAGCCGUUACAGUUUACAUACGUUAGUGGAAGGUGUGUAGAGCAUCUACAGUAUUACGUGGCAAUAUACCGUGGAAGAACCUUCAGCAGUGCCUGUUCCUCUCUGAGAAAAGACUAUGCAACACCAAAGUCUCUCUUUAUACACUUUUCUAGACAAAGCUCUGCAGAUGCAGAUGCAAUUGCAAGCACAACUGUUACUAAUCCACUGUUUCUUGAACAACACAUCACCUGCCUA
Messenger RNA from Apaloderma vittatum (bar-tailed trogon), 1285 nucleotides. It is a transcript of the gene LDLRAP1, whose product is annotated as low density lipoprotein receptor adaptor protein 1. Lineage: Eukaryota; Metazoa; Chordata; Aves; Trogoniformes; Trogonidae. The record is from RefSeq and is a predicted model, not a curated record. The transcript is spliced from 8 exons. The coding region runs from base 40 to 831 and encodes 263 amino acids.